Messenger RNA from Mizuhopecten yessoensis (Yesso scallop), 489 nucleotides. RefSeq lists its product as uncharacterized. Bases 1 to 489 code for a protein of 162 amino acids. Lineage: Eukaryota; Metazoa; Mollusca; Bivalvia; Pectinida; Pectinidae. Gene Ontology annotation, molecular function: S-adenosylmethionine-dependent methyltransferase activity. The transcript is spliced from 4 exons. The record is from RefSeq and is a predicted model, not a curated record.
AUGCACUCUCGUCGGACGAUUGGUGAAGAUUUUUUUGGUGAAGAGUGUGCCAAUUUAGACAGAGAAGCGGUACAACUGUGUAAAAUACAACUGGACCAUCAAGUGUUAGAGCUCGGGUUUGGUCCAGGUAUCGGAAUUGAAGCCGCUUGCCAACUUGUCAAAGGUCUGGGACACCGAAACGGGGUCAUUGCUGUGGGGCCACAGGUAAAAGGUAAAGUUUAUGGAGUUGACUUCUCGGACGAAAUGGUUAUCGCCGCGACAAAACGUGUGAAAAAAGACAUCGACGAUGGAAAGGUGGAACUGAUCAACGGUGAUGUAACAGACCUAUCAUGUUUCGCGUCCAACACAUUUGACCGAGUUUUCCAUUGCAACUGUUACUACUUCUGGCCAGACAUGGAUACGAUUACAAGUGAACUUCAUCGUGUGGAGAAAUUAAAUUCACGUACGAACAAAGCGCUUGAAGGACCUAGGCCUUUUUCGAUAUGGUAA